AUGAGAGAUUCCCCUGACACUCGCAGUUUGGCUAAAGCCUCAAGCACUGAGAUAUUAGCCAGGAUCAAGGGGUUGGAGGAGAAUGUUACAAGUCUUCAAAUACGUUUGGAAGAGAAAAACCAAGAACUGAGGGAGAUUCGUAUGCUCUUGCCAAAACUUGAAGAAGACUUCGGUGCCGAGUUAAACUCUACAAGAAGUAACCUGCAAGAUACAAACGCAAAGUUGCACAAAUCUUUGUCGAUAGUUAAUUCAUCUCUCGUGGAAAAGAGUGAUAGUCUGACCUUUAAGACGACCCAGUUAUCAUCAAUCCUGGAGACGUCACUAGACAACGUUGAAAAGCUUAACAAGACACUUGAAAACACACGAAAUAAGUUGCAAGAGAACAUAUCGAGUUUGAACUCUUCAGUUGCCAUAUUACGCAAGAAAGUGGAAGAAAUCAGCACGGAUACUUUCAGACAGGUGAAUACUGGGCUAAAACGCUUGGAGGAAAAUUUAAAUGGGACAGAAAACAAGUUGGCUUUGGCGAUGUCUGAGACGAAUGUAAAACUUAACAGCACUACAAGAAGACUUUAUCAAGAAGAUGCCAACAUCAGGAAUCUGCUUGACGCUAUCAACAUCACUUUAUCCUUGAAGUUGAUAAACGCGACAGAUAGACUAAACCAAGAAGAUGUGAGGCUGAGGACACUGUUGUCAGAAUUUAACACCACCCUCUCUAACAAG
Stylophora pistillata is the source of this 720-nucleotide messenger RNA. RefSeq lists its product as uncharacterized. NCBI's taxonomy places the organism in Eukaryota, Metazoa, Cnidaria, Anthozoa, Scleractinia, Pocilloporidae. The record is from RefSeq and is a predicted model, not a curated record.